Molecule: messenger RNA, 2886 nt
Organism: Protopterus annectens (West African lungfish)
Lineage: Eukaryota; Metazoa; Chordata; Ceratodontiformes; Protopteridae
Gene: DNAJC21
Product: DnaJ heat shock protein family (Hsp40) member C21
Exons: 12
Coding region: 355-1977 (540 amino acids)
Cellular component (GO): cytoplasm
Molecular function (GO): zinc ion binding; nucleic acid binding
Source: RefSeq, a predicted model, not a curated record
CGGUAAUCGUGCUCACGUUGUUUUUCACAGUGGAUUCUCUGCAGUUGGAGUAUCAUACUAAGUUUCUUUUGUUUGUUUGACUAGUUUUGGAUUUGAGUGCGUAGAUAAGUGAACCACCAUUGUCAGAUAUCACUGAAUUAGAAAUCCAUUACGGCGUGCCCUGUUAUUUUCCUACUUUGAUUUCAAGAUGUCUAGUGCAUACUGCUUUUACGUGCAGUCUUUGCAAAUACAUGGCGUCUGUUUUGCAAAGUUGAUAAAAGUGGUGUAACCUUGGUUGCCGCCACGUGUUACUGUAGGAACUGCAUUGAACAAUAAAUACGUUUGUCUGCAUAGCUAAUUGGCAAUAGGAAAGCAAUGAAGUGUCACUACGAGAUCCUAGGGGUCAAAAGGGAAGCAACAGAUGACGAUUUAAAGAAAGCGUACAGAAAAUUGGCACUGAAGUGGCAUCCAGAUAAAAAUUUGGACAAUGCUGAAGAAGCAGCAGAGCAAUUCAAACUGAUUCAAGCAGCCUAUGAUGUACUGAGUGAUCCUCAGGAGAGAGCAUGGUAUGACAAUCACAGAGAGGCUCUUCUGAAGGGUGGUGUUGGUGGGGAGUAUGAAGAUGACAGCUUGGACCUGCUGCAGUAUUUCACAGUUACUUGUUAUUCUGGGUAUGAAGACGAUGAAAAGGGAUUUUACACAGUGUAUCGUAAAGUGUUUGAAAUGAUUGUAAAGGAAGAGAUGGAAUAUGCAACUGCCGAUGACGAUGACAGUGUUGACUACCCAAGUUUUGGCGACUCACAAAGUGACUAUGAUACGAUAGUCCACCCUUUUUAUGCAUACUGGCAGAGUUUUUGUACCCGAAAGAACUUUGCAUGGAAGGAGGAAUAUGACACUCGGCAGGCAUCAAACAGGUGGGAGAAGCGUGCUAUGGAGAAAGAAAAUAAGAAGACCCGGGAUAAAGCAAGGAAAGAGAGAAAUGAACUGGUUAGGCAGUUGGUGGCAUUUAUUCGCAAAAGAGACAAAAGGGUGCAAGCACACAAAAAACUUGUAGAGGAGAUGAAUGCAGAGAAGGCCAAGAAAGUAGAAGAGUUCAGGAGACAACAGAAACUAAAACAUGCGAAGCUUGCUGAGGAGUAUAAGGAACAAAGCUGGAUGUCCAUGUCUGACCUGGAGAAAGAACUACAGCAAAUGGAAGCUCAGUAUGGGAAAGAAUUUGGCGAUACAUCUGCAAGUGAGGAAGAAGACCUAGAUGACCAAGAACAGGACCAGGAACAGAAUGAAGGAGUGGCUGAAAGAGCAGAAGACAUUGAAUACUAUGAUGAUCUCUAUUGCCCAGCAUGUGAAAAAGCAUUUAAAACGGAGAAAGCUAUGAAGAAUCAUGAAAAAUCAAAAAAGCACAGAGAAAUAGUGGCAUUACUAAGACAACAGAUGGAAAAAGAGGACGAGUACCACAUGGAGCAGACAGAAGAACAAGAGGUUGAUGCAGAGGAGGAGGAAGAUGAAGAGAUGAAGGAAAUACCUCGACAGAAACUUUCCAAAAAGCAAAAAAGGAAGCAACGACAGAAAAGAACAGAGAUUCCUGAAGUGGAUGAUUUGGAAGAUAUCAGUUCUGUUUCAUCCAAUAAAGAGACUCCUAGUACUGCUGAACUUGACCUAAAGGGUGAGAAGGAGAACACUGAGGAUGUGCUGCAGAACGUUAAUGAAACUUCAGUGCCUACUGAACAGAAUGAAGAAGCAGAAAUCGGAGCAAAAAGUGUCCCUAAGCUUAAAGGAAAGAAGGCAAAGGACAUGAAAAAAGCGGCAAAAGCAUCAGUGCAGCAGCAAACAUUGCAGAAGGAAGUUCCACUUCGUUGUGUUACCUGUGAGCGUGAGUACUCAUCACGUAAUAAACUGUUUGAACAUUUGAAAGCUACAGGUCAUGCCAAAGCACUUCAGCCUCACACUGUAGAUGGGCCAGCAGACAGAAGUAAAAAGGAGAAACGCAAGAACAGAUAGUUAGAUUUUAGAACAUAAACUGCAAUGGUUGUGGUGAGGCCUUGGAAACUUGACUGCUGCUCUGUUGAAAAAAGCCAAUAGCAUUCAUAUUGGAAGUGCUUCCAAAAGCAUUACAAGCUCUGAAUUUGCACAUUUGUAAAUAGAAGGAAAGUACUUCCUAACCUGAUCUGCUUAUUUUUAAUUUCUGUUCUCAUUGUCAGCACAAUUUCCAUUUUAACAUAAACCUUGCUUUAAGUACAGUAUUUAUUGUUUACAAAAAAUCAUUUUCCUACAUGAAGAGGUAUUUGUUUUGACUUGCUGUGUCACCCACAGCCUUAGCCAUCAAGUAGUAGAUCCUUAUCUUGGAUCAGUCCGUGGAAAACUUAAAAAUGUCUGAGUUAAACAUCUGUACAGAAAUAAAUACAAAUGAAAAAAAAAUCUUUUAAGUUUUCAUUUUUAUUAUAUUAGUUGCUGCAAUAUCACAGUGAUGCUUGUUUUCUUUUCUUGUACAAAGAAGGAACUUGAUCAUUUCAGAAGAAGAAUAUAUACUAAUUCUAUACCUUAAUGUUUAUUUUUUGUUAACUUUGAGCUGAUGUAACAAUCACUAGUGUAAUGUAAGGUCUGUACAGUACAACAUGCACUUUUCUUAUAGGCCUUAAAUCUGGUGCCCCCUGUCUCUGUGGGUAAGUUAUUUAGUUAUUCCUUACAAUGAAAGUGCUCCAUUUGUGCUUAAAAUCAUUGUAUUUCUGUUAGUAUGUAUGUGAUCAGUGUGGCUUGCAGAAUAACUUCAAAUUUGCUUGAACCAUUGUUCCUCUCAUUCCGUGUUGAAAAUAUAGGAAAGGUGAUCUUGGGUUUUAACUGUGUGUAAAGUCAGAUUUUGUCCAAUAAACAGUAUUUCCAUCACAUAUCCUUCGUUAGUUUGAACCACAA